Molecule: messenger RNA, 846 nt
Organism: Gymnogyps californianus (California condor)
Lineage: Eukaryota; Metazoa; Chordata; Aves; Accipitriformes; Cathartidae
Gene: PIGL
Product: phosphatidylinositol glycan anchor biosynthesis class L
Exons: 7
Coding region: 1-801 (266 amino acids)
Biological process (GO): GPI anchor biosynthetic process
Cellular component (GO): endoplasmic reticulum
Molecular function (GO): N-acetylglucosaminylphosphatidylinositol deacetylase activity
Source: RefSeq, a predicted model, not a curated record
AUGGCAGCGGGGCCGUGGGGCUGGGGGCCGGCGGCGCUGGCGCUGCUCCUUGCGCUGCUGCUCGCGCUGCUGCUCGGUGGCGCGCGCCGCCUGCGGCGCCGUUACGCGGCCGACGGGGCUCGCGCCUCCCUGAGGGGAAGAGCGGCGGCGCGGGCGGAUGGCGUCCGCGCGUUGCUGGUGACGGCGCACCCUGAUGACGAAGCGAUGUUCUUCGCCCCCACGGUGCUCGGCUUGGGCAGGGCCGGAGCCCGCGCCGCGGUGCUGUGCUGCUCCGCAGGAAAUUAUUACAAUCAAGGAGAGAUUCGUAAGAAAGAACUGGAACGGAGUUGUUUUCUUCUGGGGAUUCCUGCUUCCGAUGUAACAGUCAUUGAUCACAGGGAUCUUCCGGAUAAUCCUGCUGUUGAAUGGGACACACAGCUCCUCACCGCCUUUGUGCUAAAGCAUAUAGAAGCCAAUAACAUCAACCUGGUGGUAACCUUUGAUGCGGGAGGAGUGAGUGGUCAUGCUAACCACAUUUCUCUUUACACUGCUUUAAGGUACCUGCAUUCAGAGCAGAAGUUGCCUGAAGGGUGCCAUGUGCUCGUGCUAGAAUCAGUAAAUCUCUUCCGGAAGUACAUCUCCAUCCUGGAUGUACCCGUUUCCUGCCUCCUGCCCAGAGAUGCACUCUUCAUACUCACAGAGGAGGAGACUGAACAAGCCAGGAGAGCCAUGCGGUGUCAUCACAGCCAGCUCCUCUGGUUUCGCCACAUCUAUAUGCUUUUCUCACGUUAUAUGGUGAUCAAUUCACUCCGCCUUCUGUAAAAGAGAUGUCGCUCACAACUUCAGGAGUAAAAGAAUGAGCGAGAA